AUGAAUCCUAAUCCUACACAUAUUAUUUCAAUUUUAGGAGAACAGCAUGAUAAACGAGUCAUUAGUUGUUAUAAUGAAACUUAUCUUGAUGAUGACUAUUGUGAUUACGAUCAUCAAAAAGAACAUGAAACUUACCUUGUCAAGCCAAAAGUUCCUGAGAAGGAACGGCCCACUGGAGAACAGUGGCGCUCACCUAGUGACGUUAUGCUUGAAGAUUGGAUAGCAUUGAAGCCACCCUUCACAUCGAGAAUCACAAGAGGAACGGCCCAUGAAGGUAUUCUGAAGAUUGGUGAAGGUGUCAUCGAAGUCGAACACAACAAGUUCCUUCAAUACGUUGCUAGUUCACUUGCAGAAAGCGAUUCGGCGUGGGCUCAUAUUCAAGAACAAGAGAAAACGCUUAUUAUAAAGAAAGUGAAAGAUAUAUAUGAUAAAAUAUUUUUAAUGAAGGCAAAAACUAUGCAGUGUGAAGUUUCAAAGUUUCUUGAAGAUAGUCUACAGGAGAUAGAAGAUCAUAUGAGAGAUGAAGUGAAAACCGUAAUAAUGAGUACACAUUGUAAAAUUCUUAAUGAUCUCAAUACAGAGAUACGUACAAAUUUAAAAAAAGAAAAAUGUAAUUUAGAGAAAAUAUUACAAAAAAAAUACGACGAAGAGAUAAAUAAAAUCAAACAUUAUUAUAAAUUACUUUUACAUAAUGAAAAAUAUAGAUGUAAUAGAAUGAUUAAUCAAGGUCUCAGUGAUCAAAAUGAUGCCAUAAAAGCUUUUCACAAAAUGAUGGAAGCCGGUAACAAUACUAGCACUAUGUAUGUUAUGUGCAUGGAAGGAAAAAAAUGCAGGAUUAGAAAAUUUUUUGUAGAAAACUUUUACUCAAAAGAAGUGAAAGAAAAACUAAGAAAGAUUGAAGAAAAGCAGCAAAUUUUGAACGAAUUUAAAGAGAGAAAAAAAACUAUAUUAGAUUUAAACAAAGAAUGGGAAGAAAAAGUAAAAAAAAUUCUUUGUCUGUUUUUAAAGUUUAUUAGUUUUAGUCUAAAACUUUUACCAGAACAAACCACGUUCUUAUUAGAUCUAGAAAAAUUGGUUGUUUUGCAAUUAAAUGAAAUUCAAAAGAAUCCUGAAAUGGCACCAUCUAUGCUUGUGAAUGAAGACGAUAUUAUAAAUUUAUUGAAGUUUCAUGAAAACAUCGAAGAACAGGAGACUUGUGAGGGUGGACCAUUUGUUAUUGAAGGAGACUUAACACCAUCGAUUCUAACGCCUUAUGGAAGCCAGGAAACUAUUCCUUCUAAAGUUGACUUGCCGUCAUUUAGAGUACAGCGACAGUUUAUUUACGCCAAGUGUCAAAAACUGGAAGAAGUAAGAAAGUUUCUUGAAUCCCAACGCUGCAAGUGCCAUGAUCCAGAUUUUUACAAUAUUAAAACAACAUUAAUAGCAACAUCAACAUCACAUAGUACAAGUGAUAGUCUCAAAACUCAUAGUUCUACACCGACACUGCAACCAAGUACAGAAUCAUCUUUCGAAUCAUACUUGAUACCUGACGUUCGGCGAUUGCAUGAAUGCCCUGUUAGGGGAUGCAAAGGUUUUAAAGAAAGGUUGUCAUUUCCAAACUUAGCAUCUUAUCUAGAUUUUGAUGAAGUGAAUUAUACGAGAGUGAAGACGAUUCUUGGUGACAUGCCCAAAAUGGAAACACCACCAGAGUCCAUUAGAGCAACCGAUAUGGCAAGACAUAAGGAUUUGCCAUUUAAAGCAACUAAAACUUUUACUGUUAACGUGGAAACACAAUAUUCAAGCCAAGAUAGUAUACAACUGGAAACGCUUGACUUGGAAUGUCCUUGCCUGAGCCAAUAUGCAGACAGUUCAAAGUUAAAAUUUGGAGUCGUUGAUAACAAAACUGCGGUUGAUACACUAACUGAAACUCUGUUUAAAAGGAAGGCAUCUUUGCAAAGAUUGGUUCAUGAUUAUCCUCGACUUCUGGAGAUGUUUUUUACUGAUGAAUCAUUUAAGGCUCAUGCAUGAGCUACCUUAUAUUUUAUUUUUGUAUAGAUUAUGUAGUACUUUUAAAUAAAUACCUAUUUUUAUUAUCUUCAUAUAGUACCGACGGCAGCAUAAUUAUCAAGCUAAAUAUUGACGGAUCUUAUGCCAUCUUAUGCUCUAGAGGUGAUAUUCAAACA
Hyposmocoma kahamanoa is the source of this 2162-nucleotide messenger RNA. RefSeq lists its product as uncharacterized. The transcript has a single exon. Bases 1 to 2007 code for a protein of 668 amino acids. NCBI's taxonomy places the organism in Eukaryota, Metazoa, Arthropoda, Insecta, Lepidoptera, Cosmopterigidae. The record is from RefSeq and is a predicted model, not a curated record.